This is a messenger RNA of Spizellomyces punctatus DAOM BR117, 3400 nucleotides long. RefSeq lists its product as uncharacterized. Gene Ontology annotation, molecular function: protein binding. The transcript is spliced from 25 exons. The record is from RefSeq and is a predicted model, not a curated record. Lineage: Eukaryota; Fungi; Chytridiomycota; Chytridiomycetes; Spizellomycetales; Spizellomycetaceae. Bases 23 to 3277 code for a protein of 1084 amino acids.
GCAGCCGUCCAACAGCUGCACAAUGGGACAGAGUCUAUCAGCACGUUUCGAGUGGAUUGACCAACCAGUGGCGACGUCGAAGCAGACGAUCGAAGACAAUGACGCUGGCCAACUGAAAACAUCAAUUGUAAAUCAUGCGCUUCUGUCUGAUCUGAUACGCAUGAUCGAACAACUAUGCCGAGCACACCCGAGCGAGGCAAGAUCCGAAUUUCGAAGACCGCUACAAUGGUCAAGUAACCUCCGCCCUGCGGCGUUUUCUGCUGCUGGAGACAAGUGGAUUGUCCAAUCUAGUGGACCAAAGGGAGGAAAGGUUGUAAUAACGUCUACAGAGACUCGAACCGACGGACAGCCAUUAUUUCAGCUCGAACAAAGUGGAGGCCAAACCACGGAAUCGACUGUAUAUAUCGCUAGAGUUGCCUCCUUCGAAUAUCUGAAUCGAAUACUUCAGCUCGCAGAAGAGCAUAAGCUUAGAGAAUUACAAGAAAUCAUUCAAGCCAAUCGAGAUCCAGCAAAAACUAUAUUUGGUGUCAGUGGGGACAAUGCUCUUGUAGAUGCAUUUGAAGCCUUCAGCAAUGAGCAAGACCCACGAAAGCGCGAUCAGUACAGCAAACUGUAUAAGUUGCUCCUCAUUCUUAACACGUUCGAUCUCCAGCUGAUGAAGUCAGCGGUACAGGAUCUCCAAAAAGAGAAGACGUUGAAUGUUCAAAAGAUCAGUGAAGAACUGCAAAUGAUUCAGGCCUUCUGUGGAAGGGACCCGGCGCGGCCAGCAAUAUCAAUUGACUGGGAGUCAGAUUACACAUUUGCGAACGGGUACAAGGCACCACCAUGGCGCCAGGUUUACGGCGAGAUUUGCUACCUGGAGGUCCAACCUUUUGACCGGGAAAAAAUGAUAAUUACUGCAAGUAAAAGGGGCUAUUUUGUGAACAAAGGGUACUCAGCAGAUGACAAAGGCCAAGAACAUCUGAAUUAUGAAGCAGACUCGGACGUCUACCCUUCUUUAGUUGAUCUGCUACGAAGUCAGUCACAGCAUUUCGCAGCACGGAUUGACAAGCAAGAGUAUUCGUGCUUGCCCAAAGCAGGUGCAUCAGUUACUUCUAUGUCCGAAUCUGCGAUCGCACCACAUUCACAGCCCCACGAAGCGGAAGAAACCGACGAGGACCAGGAUUACGGCGCGGACACCGUACAGAAGAAGGGCGAUGCUAAUGGCAGACGUGCAUAUGUGAAUAAAAAAACAAAAACGAAAAAUACGGCGAAGACUCGCGUUCCCGUUGAGCCAUCGUUGAAGUGGAGAUCACUUGGAGUCACCCAGGAUGGUGACUCCGAUCGUAACGUUGAUGGUCAUGGAUAUAAGAAGACAUCUGGGAAAGUAAAAUUGAACAGGACUUCCUCGGCGAGUAAGGAUGGUAAAAAAGGACAGCGGUCACGAGCAAUGCCAGAUGAGGACGAUUUUACGGAUAGCGAAGCAGACGAUUCUGAGGAAGAGAUACAAGAGAAGCGACAGGAGAUUUCCGAGCUACCUGCUGAGUACUACCAAAUUCAGAAACUUGUGAAAUACUUGCGAGCAGGCAAUCAAACAGCCACAAUAAUUGCAAUAUGCUCUCUCCGGGAUUUUGACCUAACAAAUGAGUUCAAUCAAACAGCCAUCAGAGAUGUGGGCGGGCUGGAAACUUUGGUAAACCUCCUGGACACUGAUGAUCCAAAAUGCAAAAUCGGGGCAUUGAAAAUAUUAAGGGAUAUAUCUCAAAACGUGGCUAUUCGAUCGGCCAUUGCAGAGCUAGAUGGAAUGCAACCUCUGGUUGAGUUGCUUCGUGAUUCAGAUAAGGAAUUAAAGUGCCUGGCAGCUGAAACAAUCGCCCAUUGCGCGAAGAAUGCGCGAAAUCGUCGGUCCGUACGUCGCUAUGGUGGUAUUCGAAAACUGGUGCGCUUACUCAAAGCACGGCCUGGAAGCGAGGAUGAGCAGGUUGCGAUGGCGGGAGCUUUGGCUCUGGCGACCUGCAGUAAAAGUGCAAAAAAUAAAGAGGCAAUUCAAGCGGCCGGCUCGAUUCCACUACUUGCGAAUCUACUUGAAUCACAAAAUGAACAGCUGCUGAUUCCCGUCGUUGGAAUCUUGCAAGAGUGCGCGUCCGAUGAAAACUAUCGGAUUGCCAUCCGAGGAUCGGGAAUGGUAAAGUUCCUAGUUGAAAACCUGGCAAGCAAGAAUGAAGAACUCCAAGCACACUGUGCCAGCGCCAUCUUCAAAUGUGCCGAAGAAGACGAAAUUCGGACGCUUGUCCGCCAGUACAACGGACUUACGCAUCUAGUAAAUCUGCUGGACAACACCAUGAACAAAGAGCUUCUUGCUGCGGCAACCGGGGCAGUCUGGAAGUGCGCACAAAACCUCGAGAAUGUUGCUGCGUUUAACAAACUGAACACAAUCAAGAAGCUGGUCGGACUGAUGGAAAACCAACCGGAGGACGUUCUAGUGAAUGCUGUAGGAGCUCUUGGAGCUUGCGCCCAGACUGCUGACGGCAGGCAGGCCAUCAGAGAAUGCAACGGGAUUACUCCGUUGGUAAACCUGCUAACGGGAACGAAUCAAGCUCUUCUUGUUAAUGUGACAACGGCAGUGGGCGCCUGUGCUCUCGAUACCGACAGCAUGGCCAUAAUUGAUCGACUAGACGGAGUACGUCUGCUAUGGUCUUUACUCAAGUCCACGAAUCCUCAAGUCCAGGCCUCUGCAGCAUGGGCCAUCUGUCCUUGCAUUGAACACGCGAAGGAUGCCGGAGAAAUGGUCCGUUCGUUUGUGGGUGGACUGGAACUCAUUGUCUCGCUCCUCAAAUCCGAUAACACUGAGGUUUUGGCCUCGGUUUGCGCUGCAAUAGCAAAUAUCGCGAAAGACGAGGAAAAUUUGGCUGUAAUUACCGAUCACGGAGUUGUACCCAUGCUCGCUAAACUUACCAAUACACGCAAUGACAAACUGCGGCGACAUCUUUCGGAAGCCGUAGCACGAUGCUGCCAUUGGGGAAAUAACCGGGUGUCAUUUGGAGCAGCCGGAGCGGUUGCCCCACUGGUGAAAUAUCUACGAUCGCCCGAUGAAGAAGUUCACAGAUCAACCGCUCGCGCAUUACACCAGCUUUCUAUGGAUCCGGAUAAUUGUAUUACAAUGCAUGAACACGGGGUAGUCCAGCUUUUGUUGGGGAUGGUCGGAUCACCAGAUCCAGGGUUGCAGGAGGCCGCUGCGGGGACGAUCGGCAACAUUCGACGACUUGCGCUAGCUAGCGAGAAGGCCGCUAUGGCUUAGAAAAGGAAAGCUGCAGUUUUUCCAAGAGAAGAAAAUGCUUAUAGAUAGUUAAAAGAUCUUGUCUUUCUCAAUUUGUCAAAGCUAAUGAUGUUAACAACGUUGUAAAUUGCGCUAACAUUCGGA